UUGCGUGUUGUUAGCGUUAGCUUCUACCCCAACAUUUUUAACUUCUGCCUCUAUUUUGUUCUCUUCGAGGUUAAACUCACGCAUAUUGAACGCGUUGUAGCCGCUAAAUCCCACUUUAAUGUUGACGAACAUAACACUUGUCGUUAUUUUGCAGCGGAAGUCAAAUCUUUGUGGACUUACUUUUUAGUGCGUUUGCUGCCAUGAAGUAGAGCCGCUGCAGUAACUUCAAUGGGGAAAAGAAAAGACGUGGCUCAUUCCAGGUUUCCCUGCGAAGGCAACGUGGGGCUGCAUGGCAUGCACAAACAUAAGCAUAAAAAACACAAGAGGCACAAGAGGAAGCACCAAGGGCUCUCUGAGAUUCCAGAGCCCGUCGUCAUCCCUCGCCCGCCCCCGCAACUGCGACUCAAGAUCAAGCUGGGAGGACAGACGCUAGGGACAAAGAGUGUUCCUACUUUCACCGUGCACCCUGGUGUGGCUUGUCCUCCCUCGCCAUUGAUGAUCGUGGACGACGACGAUGACAACGAUGACGACGAAGACAACGACGACGACGAUGAGGAGGAAGAAGAGGAAGAUGACGAGCCUUCUGUGCCUCUGGAGCAGUAUCGGGCCUGGCUGGAUGAAGACAGCAACAUGGCCACGUCUCCUCUGCCUGACAUGGACUCUGACUCCAUGUUGGGCGUGCCCGUGGACGAGGAGGAGAGGUGGCUUGACGCUCUGGAGAAAGGUGAGCUUGACGACAACGGCGAGCUCAAGAAGGAGGUUGACGAGUCCCUGCUCACGGCUCGACAGAAAGCACUACUCCACAAGCAGCAGAUACAGCCCCUCCUGGAGCUGCCCAUGGGCUACAAAGAGAAGGAGAUGACCGUCGAGAUGAUGCAGAAGCGGGAAGAGCGCGCUCGCAAGCGGCGCUUGCAGGCGGCCAAGAAAGCGGAGGAGAGCAAGAACCAGACCAUCGAGAGACUCACCAAGACCAGCAAGGCCAAGAUCAAAAGCACGCGAGAGAAGAAGUCCAAGCUUAGCCAGUGUCCCAUCGUCCGCUACAGUGACUCGUCCCGAGGCGUGACCAUCUCCUUCCCCGCCGGCGUCCCCGCCCCCGCGCCGCACCCUCCGCCGCCGCCUCUGGUCCCCCCCGUGAGCUGCGGGGUGAGUGGCUGCUCCAACCCGAAGAAAUACAGCUGCUCCAAAACGGGCAUCCCUCUGUGCAGCCUGCAGUGCUACAAAAGGAACAUGCAGGCAGUUUGUUGACAGGUCUUCUUCUCACUUAUGGACAACCGAAUAACAUGACUUUGAGGAAAGAAGACCCGCUUGCUUCAAGCUGGUAGUCUGCCCCAGUUGAAGUCGACUGUGAAGAUAAUUAAGGAAAUGUGUAGCCUGCAAAAUCUUCACUGCUCCUUUC
Molecule: messenger RNA, 1396 nt
Organism: Syngnathus acus (greater pipefish)
Lineage: Eukaryota; Metazoa; Chordata; Actinopteri; Syngnathiformes; Syngnathidae
Gene: ino80b
Product: INO80 complex subunit B
Exons: 5
Coding region: 229-1245 (338 amino acids)
Biological process (GO): chromatin remodeling
Cellular component (GO): Ino80 complex
Source: RefSeq, a predicted model, not a curated record